AAAAUGAGGAUAUUGGAUUGGGCUAUUCUAAAAAAAAACUAUUUAAAGAAAUAACGUUUCAAGAUCAAGAAGAAGCAUUUGAUAUGUUAACCCUAUAUUCUCAACAUAAAGGGUUUAAACUAAGAAAAGAAUGUGUUGAGAAAACUUCUAAUGGAACUAUAUGA
This is a messenger RNA of Dentiscutata heterogama, 164 nucleotides long. Lineage: Eukaryota; Fungi; Glomeromycota; Glomeromycetes; Diversisporales; Gigasporaceae. The record is from the annotation of a GenBank genome assembly.